AUGUCCUCGACGGCCAGUUAUCCAAUGUUCACAGACGGCCUCGUGGCUGCUGUUGACCUUUCUGCCGGCGCCCUCGAGCCGCCCCCGUUCUUCAACUCUGAAAAAUUGGCCUUCCAGAAAAGGAAAAGACAGCUUCUUUCAUUCAUGGAUCACCGAGACGUUGGGACUGUAAAUGAGCAUCUAGAGCUUGUUGAUGAUCCUUUUCUCAACAGGUAUGCCCAGCCGGAACACGCAAAACUUAUGAUCUCGGACAAAGACGACGAUGCGCGGUGCUUGCCACCGAAUGAAUAUCUUGGCGACAAAACCACUGCGCAAAUUGCACAUUCGUUGGGAAUUAUCCUCAACCGCAGGCUGAGAAAUAAGAAAGGCAGCGUGAACGAAAUAUACGAAACGUACACCGCAUUGCCUGAGCCCCGGAUGAUAUACUUGAAUAAACGGUACCGCCACCGUUUACUCAAGGUAUGCGGCAGAGAGUCAAGAAAGGGAAUCAAAGAAAUGCUGCGAUACUUCUCGCUCAUAGAGGAUCUCAAGGACUGCGGCAUAAGCAUCCGGCGCAACGAAUGGAAUUAUGCUCUCGCUGCUGCCACCAAAUUUGUUGGUAAAACCACCGAGGCGGAGGCAGAGUUUGCUCUUCAGCUGUGGAAGGAAAUGGAGGUCCACAAGCGCGCCACGCCCAACUCCGUCACGUUUAACAUUCUCUUCGAUGCUGCGUCAAAGUCCGGCAAUUACACAUUGGCCGAUAUGCUGUACAAGGAGAUGAAGGCACGAGGCAUCCCGUUCAACCGAUACCAUUACGUGAGCCUCAUUCAUUUUUUCGGGCUCCAGGAGGAUGCCGACGGCGUCCGGGCGGUCUACAAGGAGAUGGUGCAAGCUGGAGAAACGGUCGACACGGUGGUGUUGAAUUGCAUCAUCUUCGGCUUUCUUAGAUGUGGCGAAGACAAGGCGGUGCUGCGGGUUUACGAAUACAUGAAAGAGACUCGCUCGAAACAUGUCUUUGAAAAGCCAAGCACGACAGAAGUCGACGUUCAGCGCCAGCAGCAAAUCGCAGACGUCACACCUGAUUUCCGGACAUUUCGCAUCCUCAUCAAUUACUUCGGCGCCCAGAGAGGCGACCUUGCCCAGGUCGCCAUCUUUCUCAAUGAGAUGAAGGCGUUCAACAUACCGAUGCAUGGUAGCAUCUUCUUGGCCCUUUUCCAAGGGUUCAUGCGGUAUGGAAACGUUAUAUUCACCGAGUGGACACCCGCCCGGUUAGAGAACAUUCUGUCUGCACUGCUGCAGGCGCUUGAUAACCAAGUCCAGGGUCUCUAUCUUGAUACCUGGCUCAUGAUGUGGGCGCUCCGGGCUUUCAUGAAAUGUACAAACAAGGAAAGAACAAUGGAAGUGUACGAAGAGUUUGGGAAGCGGUGGAAUCUGGCGACCGACAAGGUGGAUCACAUGGAGAGUUAUGUGGCGAGGCUUUUUGACGACAAGGACCCGACGCCCUCCCUGAAGGACAUGCCCCAGGCGGUCAGACAGCGACAGCCUGUGUAA
This is a messenger RNA of Colletotrichum navitas, 1530 nucleotides long. Its product is annotated as pentatricopeptide repeat domain-containing protein. The transcript has 2 exons. Gene Ontology annotation, molecular function: protein binding. NCBI's taxonomy places the organism in Eukaryota, Fungi, Ascomycota, Sordariomycetes, Glomerellales, Glomerellaceae. The coding region runs from base 1 to 1530 and encodes 509 amino acids. The record is from RefSeq and is a predicted model, not a curated record.